This is a messenger RNA of Hylaeus volcanicus, 1562 nucleotides long. It is a transcript of the gene Nf-YA, whose product is annotated as nuclear transcription factor Y subunit alpha. Lineage: Eukaryota; Metazoa; Arthropoda; Insecta; Hymenoptera; Colletidae. The coding region runs from base 352 to 1263 and encodes 303 amino acids. Gene Ontology annotation, molecular function: DNA-binding transcription factor activity, RNA polymerase II-specific; RNA polymerase II cis-regulatory region sequence-specific DNA binding. Gene Ontology annotation, biological process: regulation of transcription by RNA polymerase II. The transcript has 7 exons. The record is from RefSeq and is a predicted model, not a curated record. Gene Ontology annotation, cellular component: CCAAT-binding factor complex.
AAUUAUCAAACAUCAGCGGUGUACGCGUUCGGUCGCGCACGGUUGUACGAUUAACCGCGUUUUCGUUCCGUGAACUGUUUCAAGUGCGAGCCCGUCCAUUCACGACGUUGAAAAACCCUUUCAGCACGGCCAUGUUUGUCGAGACGAGCGUUUCUUGUGCGAAAUUCGCGUCAUUCGUUAUCGAGCACGUCGCGUUCCGUCUACUGCACGGUCGUUUCGUCCUUCGUUUCCUAUCCACAGACGUUAAGCAUCGUGGGGACACGAGGUUAAUCAUGCCGCCAAGAACAGGAUACGAUAUCCUUCGGAAACGAUUUCUGCGCGACAGAAGUAUAGACAUAGGAAGGACUGGCAAUGGAUCAAUUGGGAGAAGGGCAGGCAGUUGUCGUUGGCAGUGCCGGCGGAACUGUUCAGGUUGUUCAAAUGGGACAAGGUGGUCAAGCGAUGAUGUUGCCACAAGCCAUACAAGUAGCUGCACCUAAUGGACAAAUACAAGUUGUACCAGUGUCUAGUUUAACUAGUACAGGUCAACAGAUCGUGAUACAACAACCGCAGACACCACAAAUCAUCCAAACUCCGGAUGGACAAACAUACAUUUAUCAACCAGUUCAAUUAGAGGGCCAAGUUCAACAAGCCCAACCUACAGUGAUUAAUCUCAAUGGAAAUCUUAUGCAAAUUGCUGGAACAACAUCGCAGACGACAACCACUGCUGCAGCCACAACACCGGUCCAACCUUUGGCAAGUCCUACUGCAGCAGCAUCUCAGGCAGGAAACGUUGUCAUGAUGGUACCUGGUAAUAGUGGGCAGACACAAUUUCAAAGAGUAGCAUUACCUAAUGCCGAAGUUUUUGAAGAAGAACCUUUAUAUGUAAAUGCUAAACAAUAUAGACGUAUAUUAAAACGUCGACAGGCCCGUGCUAAAUUAGAAGCUGAAGGAAAAAUACCUAAGGAAAGACCGAAAUAUCUCCACGAGUCUCGCCAUCGACACGCAAUGAACAGAAUUCGUGGCGAAGGUGGUCGUUUUCAUUCUGGUCAAGUAAAGAAGCGGAAUAGAACAAAUGAAAACUCCAUGAUUACCCAGCACAUCUCAACUUCGACCAGCACCAAUACCGUUCGUACUAUAGCAAUAGCAGCAGCAAACGUAGGAGUACAGUAUCAUGACACAGAUAAUAUGGCCUCUACCAUUGUUAUCGAAAAACCAGGUAUACCUCUUCAGGAUAUGAUCUCUGAAGAUGACAUUGUUACCUCGAACAAUCGCUUAAUGUAAAUAAAUACUUAAAUACGAUGAGCGCCGGUAAUAUAAAUGAAAAAGGAAAGUGUGUCAAUGAUCAAAUCCUACUUAUAUUUGCGCCAGUCUUCAAAGGACAUUUUGUAAAUAAUACUCUCUGAUAGGAGAUGUAGUGUAAGCAGUUGUUGAGGAUAAGAAACUGCGAAGUGUAUAUCAAAGAUGUAUAUAAUAUGUUUGUAAAAGUGUUGGUCAUAUAUUUUUUUAGCUUUUCUUUGUAUGUAGCCUAACACUUACUGAUAAUAUUAUUGCAUAGUAUUAUGUCGCGGUGCAACGGAAAA